UUUUCAUAGCUUCAGGAUCUUGUCUACUACAGCUAUUGUACUUUUGUGGAAAGGAAUAUCAAGCUGUCUGACCGGGUUCUGUGUACCAUGAUUCCGCCGGGGGACUGUUUAUAUGCCGGGAGGAAGAGGAGAAAGCCUGUCCAAAAGCAAAAACCAGCCUCGGCCAACCAGAAGUCCAACCCGUCCAAGCGGCACCGCGACCGGCUGAACGCAGAGCUGGACCGGCUGGCCAGUCUGCUGCCCUUCACCCCCGACGUCAUCUCCAAACUGGACAAACUGUCCGUGCUACGCCUGAGUGUCAGUUACCUGCGUGUCAAGAGCUUCUUCCAAGCUAUUCAGGAGAAGCCUUGCAGCAAGCACAGCAGUGAGCCCCCCAGUGCUAUGACCGACCCCAGGAAGGAGGCCUUUCCGGCGGGGUGCGGUGUGGUGGAGAGCGACCUCCUACUGGAGUCUCUCACAGGGUUUGCUUUGGUUGUGAGCUCUGAUGGCAUAAUCUUCUACGCCUCAUCGUCUAUUGUCGACUACUUGGGCUUCCAUCAGACGGACGUGAUGCACCAGAACGUCUUUGAUUAUAUCCAUGUGGACGAGCGGCAGGAGUUCAGAAGACAGCUCCACUGGGCCAUGAACCCUGCCCAGCAGGAGCACCACGCAGCCUCAGGAACUGGAGAGGACUUUGUGGUGGGCAGUCUGUUCAACGCCCAGGAGCCAGACGGCGUCCCUCCUGAACUUGUCCCAUUCCUCACGCGUUGCUUUAUCUCAAGGCUCCGCUGCCUGCUCGACAGCACCUCAGGCUUUUUGAGUUUGCAGUUCCAGGGCAGCCUGAAGUUCCUGCAGGGACAGAAGCGGAAGACUGAGUCCGGGGCCCUGCUGCCGCCCCAGAUGGCCCUCUUCUGCGUGGCCACGCCCCUGGUGCUGCCCUCCAUCAACGAGCUCAAGAUGAAGAACAUGAUGGUCAAGAACAAGCAGAAGGGCAACUGUGAGAAGAGACCCCGUGUGUCCAGAGGAGAGAGUGGUGACCUGUUGCUGCUGAACUGGCCAGGCAGCAGCUCUUCCAGCCACAGCCCGUGGCGAUCCCUCUCCAAAGAGGCCCUCAAGUACAAGGGCGAGGGCUACCUCUCCUCCCAGGACGAGCCGCUCAACUUCUGCCUGUCCUCGCUGGGCGGCCCAAAGGUCCAGCACGUGGACGGCCCCUGGGACAUGUGCUCUGGCGCGGGCCUUCGCAUUGGUCCUGGUGCUGGUUACCUUCCAGGGAAGCUUGGCAAGUAUGGCAAGUAUGCGUUCCCCCACGGUACUCACAGCCACAGGGGCGAGACGUCCCACAGCAAGUUGUACGAGAGCCUCCAUGCCCCCGGCCUCGAGGACUACUGUGGAGACGCGGAGAAGGUGGAGGGCCGCUACAUGGCGCACGGGGAGUGCUACAACGGCAUGCUGCUCCCUGAGACGGCCAUCAAGACGGAGCAGGACUCGGACUCGGAGAAUGGUUGCCACACGUACACUGGCCCGCACCACAGCGGCGCCUGGCCCGUCAGCGAGAGACGCUACGGAGUCGGACUCGCGUACCCAGACAGCCCCCAGGUGAAAAACGAGUCCAGCUUCUACGACCACUACAACGCGUGCCAGCGUAGCAAGGCUGCCAUCAGCCCACCCCUCAACGGGCACCACAAGUACCUGUACGCCAGUGGCAGCAGCAGCAGCGGCAGCAGCAAGCCCCUGAAGUGCGUCCUGAACAAAGACACCGCAGAUCCGCUCGGCAGCAGUCAGGGUGGCAACUGCGUGGACGGGCACAUGUAUGCCAACGGCGUGGCGGAGCACAAGGCUUACAUGCAGCAGGACUACAAGCUCUACGAGUUCAGAGGUCGUGGCCUGGUGCACACCAUCAAGCGGGAGCCCAUGGACUCUCCCCCCUGGUCGGAGGGCAGCCAUGAUCUGAGCCAGAUACAUGCUCAGAGGAACAUCAUGGCGAACUGCACAAUGAAUGCUAUUGCACACAAGACAAAUCCCUACAUAUACAUGCAGUAAACUUCAGCUGGGGGCCAAUAAUCUCUCUUUUUGCAGUCUUUUAUUUGCAGUGAUUUUGUGUUAUUUUGUUCUUCAAACAAUUCUUCCACUUAAACUCAGGAUUACCUCAAUUUGACAGUGAAAUGGGAUUUUCAUUUCAGUGAUUACAUUUUUAUAAAGAGGCACUUUUUACAUGAUUUAGCAAUAUUUUUUUGAGUGGUUAAAUUGACCUUAAACGUUACCUCAAACGCUGUAUGAAAUUGUGAAAGAUACAGAGUGAAUCCCAUGUCUUUCAGCAUAUUUCUAGUGUGUUCCAGUUUAGAUUUCUGUAUUAUUGUGAUUUUAGAUCACAACAUUGUAGGCUAAUCUGGGAAAAAUGUGUUAAUCUGAACCAGACAUUGUAAGAGUAACUCUUCAGAGGAAUUUACAACUUCAGAUACCAAUAAAGCUGUGUGCUUUGUUAUUUGUUUUACCUUUCACUUUACUGCCAUUUCCUCUAAUGAUAUGAAGAACAAUAAAAAUCGUGUGUUUUCAUGCUCUCUGAUUUGAAAUGGUAGCCUAUGUUUUGAAUAAAAAAUGGA
This is a messenger RNA of Alosa sapidissima (American shad), 2579 nucleotides long. RefSeq names its product aryl-hydrocarbon receptor repressor b (gene ahrrb). Gene Ontology annotation, molecular function: transcription cis-regulatory region binding; protein dimerization activity; nuclear receptor activity. Gene Ontology annotation, cellular component: nucleus; aryl hydrocarbon receptor complex. The transcript is spliced from 9 exons. The coding region runs from base 88 to 2019 and encodes 643 amino acids. Gene Ontology annotation, biological process: regulation of transcription by RNA polymerase II. The record is from RefSeq and is a predicted model, not a curated record. Lineage: Eukaryota; Metazoa; Chordata; Actinopteri; Clupeiformes; Clupeidae.